Cryptotermes secundus is the source of this 3117-nucleotide messenger RNA. RefSeq names its product hemicentin-2. NCBI's taxonomy places the organism in Eukaryota, Metazoa, Arthropoda, Insecta, Blattodea, Kalotermitidae. The record is from RefSeq and is a predicted model, not a curated record. Bases 85 to 2565 code for a protein of 826 amino acids. The transcript has 13 exons.
ACUGUUGGCGUUGAUGCUGUGCUGGGUCGAAGUGUGACGUUGCCGUGUGACAUCGAACCUACGACCCCUGUAGAUCGUGUAUAUAUGGUGCUGUGGUUUCGAGACAGCGCUGGUAAACCUCUCUACAGCUUUGAUGUAAGAGGCCGCCCGUUUACCAAGGCGCUGUACUGGUCGGACAGUAAUGCUUUCGGUCCCCGGGCUUACUUUGUGACGGGUUCAAAACCGGCGGGUCUGACGCUAGAAUCGGUACAGUUAGACGACGAGGGCAUCUAUCGGUGUCGCGUCGACUUCAAGAACUCGCCUACAAGAAACUUCCAGAUCAACCUCACCGUCAUCGUUCCUCCACACCAGUUGCUCAUCUAUGAAAAUUCGGGACGUGAUGUGAGCACGCCCGUUGUUGGCCCACUUACUGAGGGCAGCGACCUCGUCCUGACGUGUGAGGUGAGAGGAGGGAAGCCAACGCCUACGGUGUCGUGGUUUGUGAAUGAUAAACUGGUUGACGGCCUUCUGGAGACGACAAGUCGUCACGCUGUUGUCGUAAACAGACUAGAGGUCUCACAUGUGACCAGAGAACACCUCAACACCACCUACAAGUGUCAGGCGAGCAACACCAAACUCAUGUUACCUGCAGAGAAGACAGUUCGGCUGGAGUUAUACCUUAAGCCGUUAUCGGUUCGGCUUUUGUCGAAACCGGAAGUACUGACAGCAGGAGCACAGUACAAUAUCACGUGUGAGGCGGUAGGUUCACGUCCUCAGGCGAAGAUUUCGUGGCACCGAGGGAAAGAGGAGUUCCAAAGAGGAGAGUUUGAGGAGUCAAGUAACGAAACCGUGGUAAUGAGCACCUUAACCUUCAUCCCGGAACCAGACGACGAUGCGCAUGUGCUCAAGUGUAGAGCGGAAAACCCCAUGAUUUCCGGUUCCGGCCUGGAAGAUUCUCUGAACCUCAAUGUGGUCUACCCGCCGCAGGUGACGCUCCAGUUAGGCAACAAGCUCAACCCUGACACCAUCAAGGAGAAUGACGACGUGUACUUCGAGUGCAACAUCCGAGCCAACCCCAAGAAAUACAAAAUCACGUGGUUACACAAUAACUCAUCAGUAACGCAGAACAUGUCAUCCGGGGUGAUCCUGAGUACGCAGAGUCUGGUUCUGCAGGGAGUUACCCGGCAUAACGGCGGUAGCUAUACGUGUCUUGCUGCUAACUCGAAAGGGGAAACCUCCAGCAAACCAGUUAACCUCAGGGUGCAAUUUGCUCCAGUUUGCAAGAGUGACGAUGUUACCGUAGUAGGAGCUUCGCUGGACGAAGCUCUGAGGGUCCGAUGUCACGUGACAGCUGAUCCUGGUGACGUCACUUUCGUGUGGCAAUUCAACAACAGUGGAGAGAGUUUUGAAGUAGAGCAGACCCGCAUCGGUACGGGAAAUGGGAGCACCAGCGAUCUAUCCUAUACUCCCAAGUCAGAAAGGGAUUAUGGGACACUAGCAUGCUGGGGUCGCAACGCCAUUGGUCGACAGGCGGAGCCUUGUAUUUUUCAGAUAGUCCCCGCAGCUAAACCAGGCCCAUUGCGGAAUUGUACGUUGCGGGCAGCGACGAACCAGAGUAGCGACGCCCUGGAGGUGGAGUGCGUUGCCGGGUACGACGGCGGUUUGCCGCAGCGCUUCGUGCUAGAAGCAUACGAAUCUCGCACAAUGCGGUUACGCCUCAACGUGAGUUCCGACUCGCCUCUCUUCCGACUUGACCUCAACGAUCUGCUGCCAGCACACACCCCCACCCUGCACAUCGUUCUGUACGCCUCGAACCCCAAGGGGCGUAGCGAGGUCGCAAUGCUGGAAGACAUCGCGCUCAAAGACGCCGAGAAAAGAACUGAGUCCGUUUCGGGUGAGGGAGGCGUCGGUUUGAGCAUAGUGCCUCUGGCAGCACUGUUAACUGGUGCGGUGUUCACACUGGGGAUCGCAGUCCUACUAGUCGCCGUGCUGGCGGUGAGAAGACGCAGAGACCCUCACCAUCACCACCUUCAUCAUGGUGCUUCCCACCAGAUGGAGCUCGAGGCAGUGAAGCAACAGAAGGUUCCUCCUACCGGAGGGUUGCAGCCAGCGUCUAGACAGAACUCUCUGCUGGAGAUCAACCAUGGCGAGCAUCGCUACGUCGUAUCAUACACACUCAAGUCAGCCGCUGAUUGUGGUCAGCAGCAGCAACAGUCACAGCAGCAGCAGCCGUCGGAAAGGCAGCCCGAUAUAUUGAACACUCCGCGAGCGACGGAAGCAAUGGCGACGGAUGCGCCUCUACAGAGACCGGAAGUUUUGUUCCCAGUAUCAAGAGACAGUCUGAUGGAUCCUAACAGACGCCUCUCUGGGAUUCCGGCUACCUUUCAGAUGUCUCCGGGACUGACAUCACCAGAAUAUCCAUCUAGCCCUGCCACGACCCCACCCCCACUACCACCCUCCAGGAGUAAACUGGCUGACAAGAUUCCACUGUCUUCUAGUGCAACGAAUAUGUACACUUCGAACGGAACAGUGAGGAAGGACCAUAUCAUAUCCAAUUCAAUACCUGGGCCUGAAAGUUGUGUAUGAAGAAGAUAUAAAUGUCAGGAAAUUUUCUAUUUGUUGCAUUUUAACAAUGUUGUGACAAGAAGCCAGCAUAUCUGAAAUGGGAACACUGUAAAGAUGAAUUAUGGAUAUUUUAUACCAUGUCAGAGAAUAUUUAAAUAAAAGGGCCUACUUUAGUAAAUGUGUAAGAUAUUGAAAUUUUAUAUUGAAAAUAAAUAAAUAACCCGAAUUUAUAAAACGCUUUGUUCCCCGGACAAUAGAAUUAAAAUACAAAUAGGGGGCCAAAAGUUGUACAUUACUUUGAGGAAGUAAUAUUUCAGAAAAAAAAUGUUUUCAAAUUUGAAAGGACAAUGGAUAAGAAAAGUAAUCAGAACUAGUUGUCAUGCUGUGGACAUUGAUGUGACCUAUGUGUGUCAAUUAUGAGAUUGUUUUGUGUAACUCAAAACUGCUACAAUGAUGCUAUCUGUGGACAACUAUACGAAGCUUAAUGGUAAGUGAUGAUGUGAACAAAUCGACGAGCGUCCAGAUUAAAUGUACGUUGUGUAACAAUUAAGAAAAUAAAAUUCAUAAAAAUGA